AAUGAACACCAGUCCUUAGGACCAAGUCAGUUCGUACAGUCAAUCACUCGCGCUGGCGGCGACCGUGUCAUCAAUGGGAAAGCCGCGCAGGACGUACAGCUGCCUUCGCUGUCAGAAGGACAAGGCAAAGUGCGAUCGCAAGCUGCCUUGUGGAAGGUGCCAGCGGAAGCGAACAGGAGAUGAAUGCACGUAUUCAUCGCACUUGACUCUCCAGCACGACCAGACAAGUCAAAAAGGAGCUAGUGGUAGGAGAGAUGAUGUGCUGCGGUCCAAACGUGGUGCCAUCGGCGAGAAAAGUGUGCCGACAGCCAGCUCUAUAAGCGAAAGGGCCACGGUUGGACAGACCGCGAGGCUUAUGACCCUUGGUCAUCCUCGCAGGAGGGAAAAAAUGGCGGUUCGUCAAGGAUAUGGCGGUAGAGAUGCCCGUGAAUGGUCACCUGAUCCGUUCCAUACUGAGGAGCUUGAACCUAUGGUUUUGCUCAACAUGCCAACGUCCCAGUCAGGUGUGCUGACCCUCCCGAGUAUAGCAGAUCCUAGUCGACGGACAGGAGGUGAUGCUCGUUUGAUAGGACAUUUGCGUCUCCCAUUUGUCCCCACAAAGCUGGCUUGGCACUUUCUCGAAGACUUUCUCGAUCUCAUCCAUCCAAUGCUGCCCAUCCUGCGACCCUACCGUCUCCGAUCGGCUCUGGUCGAGUACUGUGGAGCCUCAAGAGGUGAUAUCAAGAUUUCCAAAGCGGAUCUUGUCUAUAUUCUAGUCGUACUGGCGGUCGGUGCAGGUGCGCACGCCUCCGCGCUGCAAGGCCCGGAAAGCUCGUCACGACGCGAAGCCGAAGCUCGAGCUUAUGAAGUGCGUCUCUCAAGUGCGACCGCAGAUCAUCACGAAAGCCAAAUGUGGCGUCAAUCUUCACUGUGCACCGAAAAGGCGGCAGAUUUGUACACCGUUGCCAGAUUUCUGGUCGUCGAUCUCGAGAAUGAGGAACCUUGCAUUGAGGCGGUCCGCUGCUACCGAUUAUUGGCCUCUUACAACCUCAGUCAAAAUCUUUGGCUCGCCUUUUCUUUUGGCCUCAAAGCAAUCAUGAUAUCCAUGGCCCUCAAAUUGCACCUUAUUUCGCCUACGGCGACAGGUCUUGAAGGCGAAGCGCGGGAUCUUUGGGUCUCUUGUGCUACGAUCGACAAGUUGAGUCUCUUCGGAGACCUUGCCAUUCUGUGCACUGACAACUGAGCAGCAAUAUCUUUCGCAUCAAGAAGCUGCUUCAUGAUCGCCCUUUGGCAGACGAUUCAGAGGUCAAGAUUGUACAAACGAGGAAGCCAUACUUGGCCCAUUCUCUUCGCAUGGAUGCCAUAGCGGCCAAGAUAGUAGAACUGCCUCCGAUGGACGCCUCAAUCUGGAGCGGGGC
Acaromyces ingoldii is the source of this 1397-nucleotide messenger RNA. RefSeq lists its product as hypothetical. Lineage: Eukaryota; Fungi; Basidiomycota; Exobasidiomycetes; Exobasidiales; Cryptobasidiaceae. Gene Ontology annotation, biological process: regulation of DNA-templated transcription. The transcript has 3 exons. Gene Ontology annotation, molecular function: zinc ion binding; DNA-binding transcription factor activity, RNA polymerase II-specific. The coding region runs from base 74 to 1222 and encodes 382 amino acids. The record is from RefSeq and is a predicted model, not a curated record.